AGCCGGAAGCCGCCGGGCGAGUCCGCGGCGACGCGCCGGAAGCCGCCGGCCGGAAGCUGCGGGGCGGGCGGUGGCGCUCCCGGAAGUGGCGCGAACGUCGCGUGCGUGCAGGCGGUGCGUCCGGCUGCAGGAGAAGAUGGCCGUCUCCACAGGAGUUAAAGUUCCUCGUAAUUUUCGCUUGUUGGAAGAACUUGAAGAAGGACAAAAAGGAGUAGGCGAUGGUACGGUUAGCUGGGGCCUCGAAGAUGACGAAGACAUGACACUUACCAGGUGGACAGGCAUGAUUAUUGGGCCACCAAGGACAAAUUAUGAAAACAGAAUAUAUAGCCUGAAAGUAGAGUGUGGACCUAAAUACCCAGAAGCUCCUCCAUCAGUUAGAUUUGUAACCAAAAUUAAUAUGAAUGGAAUAAAUAAUUCCAGUGGAAUGGUGGACGCACGGAGCAUACCAGUGUUAGCAAAAUGGCAAAACUCAUAUAGCAUUAAAGUUGUACUUCAAGAGCUAAGACGUCUCAUGAUGUCCAAGGAAAAUAUGAAGCUUCCGCAACCACCAGAAGGACAGACGUACAACAAUUAAUUCUAGUGGAUCUCAAACUUGUCUUAAAUCAGCAGCCUCUACUCAUGUUAAUGUCUUGAUCGAAUAUCACCAUGCAGAACACCCACACAUUAAGUCAGACAGUUCCAGCUGGCGACCACGACCUGGACGUUUGUAGGAAUGUAUCUAACAUGUGUACACCCGUUAUGUUUUCAGGCACAGGAGGAAGACGCCGCACACCUUCUGUCUUGUUCGGGCUCUGUCUUUCAAGCGUAGGCCUGGAGCGCUCAGAGAAGGACUCAGGUGAGAGCCUGGCAGGCAGUGUCCAAGCUGUGGCAGCGCGUGCUCCUGAGAGUGAAGGUCUCGGGAAGGAGGACCCCAGGUGGCGUGCUUUGUCCGUCUUGCUUAGUGAGAAAGCUUCGUUGAAACUGUCUGAAGUAGCAGGACAAUGAAUGUUGUCCCAGACUGUGUUAAGUUUUGAAGCGGUGUGGGUGCUGACUGCUAGUAGUAUCGGAAAUAUGUUCAGGUUUGUUGUGACACCUGUAUUUAUAAUAAAAACAUGCCGUGGGGGAGGUGGGUGAAUUUCUGUGGCAAGCUGUUCCCCUGUGCUCCAUGUAACAGCCGCGGUAAAUACGUGUUUACUGUCUUUGUCGGGCGAACCAUGCGUUUGCGUUUAAGUAAAGCCAACGAAGAGGAAAUAAGUGUAUGGCUAUGUGAUUCUGAGACCACAGUCAGUCUUAAGUUGUAAAUAAAACGUGGAACGUGUCAUCGGAAACCGCGCUGUUCCUGUUACAUUGACGCGUGUACAGCACCUCCCAGGUAGCAGGAACCGGAGUUCCCACACCUUCCUUCCUUAUCUCGGACUGUCUAGUUCUGGGAAUUGGGGUUUGCAGAGCAUUUCAGAGGACAGAUUACUUUGUCUUCUUGUUCGGAGAAGGGGAGUCCCAGGUAUCCCGGUUUGAAUUUGAUGUCACCAGGAAUAUUAUUAAAAAGGUGUUUGAGUUCCAGCAGUUCUUACAGAAUCACAGAUUGCAGAUUAUCCAAAUGUACAUUCUGUUUUUCUUCGUAACGUCUCCCUCCAGCGCUCUCCCUGCCGACUGGGGUUCAUUCUGUCCACCCGCUUUUCCUCCACGUUGGCAGGUACAUAGUCCACCUGCUCUGCUUUUACCAAAGUGACUCGAGGCUUCUGGUCCGUGUUUUCCUCUCAGAGCACUUGGGUGUACUGCUUUGUUGAAACGCUUUUUUCUUAUGAAUCCACUGAAGAAAAUAGAAAGGUGGUCGAGUAACAGGGACAGACUUCUCAAACACACCAUGACAUGCUUUUAUCAAGUGCGUUCAUAGUUAAGGCUCUGAGCUGCUUUUUCUCGGCCAGUGAUACCUUCAGGUCGGCAACGUUUUGUCUAAACUUACUGAUCUCAACAUGGCUUUAAUUAUCAGAGAUGUUAGAAGUGACACAUAGAGAAUAUAUACAUUAAAUUAAUGCAUGUCUGCUUUAUUAAAAUAGGUUUGAAAUGAACUAUUACCUUGGCAAACAUUCUUAAAAAUUUUAAAUGGUUGAAUGUUAAGUUGAAUUACACCGACAUCAAAUGUAAGAGUCUGGUGGUCACUGAUGAACUAAGUCAGUCUCUAGUACCUUCUCCGCUUUGAGAGCGUGUCUCGUCCCACGUGGGCACUGACCACCGUGUGGAAGCUGCCACAUGGCUUCCGGGCUGGGGGCUGGGGGCCUGGGGCUGGUCCUCCCGUUCUGCCUCCUUUCCCCGUGCCCGCUGCUGUGAGGGCUUCCCCCCGCGUAUGCUGGCUGAGUCGAGCCCAGGAGGCGUUGUCCUCCUCUGGUCUGGGGACUGUGGGUCUCGCAGACGUCUGCAUGCCCGGAGCCAGUGCCCAGGGCGGAGCCCGCCACGCCAGCACAGUCAGGACGCGCUUGGCAGCCUGGGUCGUGCUGGUUGGUUACAGGAGCUACCGGGAAGCCGCUCUUAAUGACACUAACUUUUCUAAGACAGCAGUUUUGAAGCAGUUUUUCCUUUGUUUUGUAAAGUGGCUAAGGUUGUAGGCGUGGGUGGUAUUAACUUAAAUGAACUGUGAAAAUGACUUUUGAAAUUUGUUUGAGAGGCCCCGGCACGUAGGACUCUAGGAGAUGAUCCUGUGUUAAUAAAGGUCAUGGAGGUAAACCACUUGUCCUGCUGGAUCAGUGCUGUGCUUCGCUGGUUUUAAUUACUGACUUUCAGAAUUGCUCAUUUGAAAAAAUAUUGUUACUAUUUUAAAGUGAUGGUGUUUGUUGUUCUAGGUUUAUAUGUGACUUUCCAGGAGUUUGGAACUUAAACAUUUGUAAGGAGAGUUGAUGGUAUUUGAGUCUUUGGGGUGUAAAACAGAACAAAAUUUGUAAUUUUUUUUUGCUUUUUUUAUUGAGUUAUAGUCAUUUUACAAUGUUGUAUCAAACAAAAUUUGUAAUUUUAAAUUGUCUUUUGAAAAGAAUUUAUCACACUUCAAAUUUGAGUAAGUGCUUGGAAUGUGAUUUAAUUUGAUUUGCACAUGGUUUAUUGGUCUGGAUUACUUAAUACCAAUUUGUUGAUUUAAAUACUUCCCACUAAGUAUGUAUUAUUACUGAUAAAUACAUAUGAAAUUUAUAUUGUUUUGAAAAUUUAGAGGACGCGCUGGAGAAUAUUCAUGCAUUUUCCUUAACAAAUUUGGUGUGUCAUGGCUUUGGGUAGUUCUGGAAGGUGCAUCAUGAAAUUGUAGACUUUGGUCAAAACUAUGUUAGCUCUUUUAAUGAGCACAUGACUAUGUUCUUAUGUACAUUGUGAAGAAUGUGAGUGCUAAUGGUAAAGUCUUCUAUCAUGAGUAAUAGGAUUUGGGGUUAUGUAAGGGGUUGCCCCCCAGGAUUCCCCCAGGAUCCAAAAGACACUGCUUUCACUCUUCUUGUAAGUAUCAGUGUGAUUUUCCAAUACCAACUUGAUUGGCUUUUGGUUAUUUUCACAAAAAGGGUCCAAAUCCUAAGGUUUUUGGAAAGUGUGUAUAUUCUGUGUAUAAAAUAGAAACAUUAUGAAGAGCAGUGGCUUUGGGGUGUUACAGCCUUGAACAGGAGUGUUAGCGGUUAAUUCCCACCCAGCACUGUGUUCAGUAAAAGUCAGGAAAUGCAUGCAGGUAGAUGAUCUUUUAUGCUAAGACUGAUAGGCCUCGUUGGAGUCACUAAACAGCAGGUGGGGAUCUUGCCAUAGGUCACGCUGAAGAUGCUGCUUAUUUACAGAGGAGAGUGGGGCACUGACAGAGGUUCACCGUGCGCGUUUUCUGAAGAGAAAAUUAAUGGAGGUUUUUGAUGACACAGAAAAUAAGUGAUAAGUCAAAACCAUCAUUUUGUGAAGUAAGGGAGUUUAAGGAACUCGUGGAGUGAGUACAUGAUUGAAGAAAUGACUGGAUAUGAAGAGGUUGCCAUGGUGUUCACAUCUGUAGUGGGACAUUCUCACCUAAAAAAAUUCCCAAAGUUCUGCUCCAUUUCAUUUUUACUUGUAAAACAUCAACACGAGACUUUUCCUGCAAGUUCAUUCAUGAAAUCAGUGAUGAAAGCCAGACAGAGCUCAGUUUCCUGACCCUGUCCAGUGAGUAGCUGACCAAAUGCCACGUGAGGUCGGGCAGUGACCCCUUUGCUCCACGUGUAGACUCACCAUGUCAUUCUUUUGUCUUCUCCUUGUUCGGGGACAAGCAGCUACUUCCCUUUGUCUGAGAUUCUGGUGGCCAAAAUUGCACAGAAUGAAGUUAAUACUACACCUUCAGAGGAAGACUGGGAGCUGGCAUCGAGAAGCCGGCGGUAGUGAGGGUCCUGGGUCAGCAAAGCAGCAAAUCCUUGAGCUGACGGAGAGUGGCAGCUUCCCUCGCCCGGUGUGGUGGCCGCGCGGUGGGAGUGCUGCUCGGAGACGACGGGCAGUGUCUCUUCCUUCCUCUAACCCAGCGGGAAAACAGGCUUUAACAAUAGGUAACUGUACAGAGUAAUCUGGGAAGUGUGCAGUGUAAUGGAAAGAGAUAUUGACAGGACACCCUCGUUAAAAUGUAGUAAAACUAGUCGCAAUACUUAAUGCCGUGUUUCGGGGUCCAAGGACUCAUCCUUCUGCGGUCAGCAAGCAUGGUAAUUGCGGAUGCUUUAUUACACAGAGGUGCGGCUUUACAGCCUUGGUGGUUUGUCGGCCCUUGGUUUGAGGGGAAAAAGUAGGUCUUCCUCUCGGCUGACACCUGACAAAGAGGAACGUAUUGCCUGCUGCUCUCCAGCCACGUUGUCCGAGUAAGCCCUGGUUGUCAGGCGUCCAGGCUGCAGCCACUCUCAUGAACUGUCUUUGUGCCACUGUGAUUAAACCCGGAUAAAUGUAAUGGCUGUGUGGUCAAAUUUAAAAGUGGACGAUAAGCUUAAAAAUUAAUUUUAAUACUCAAGUGAAGAUAAUUGAGUUCACAAGAAAAGCAAACUCUAAUUGCCUGGAUAUCCUGAUCUUGAGUAACGUAUAGACUUCUUUAAGGAGAAAAAUAAUUCUUUUGGACUCAGUAUUGUCUUGAAUUAUUUUUGUUGAAUAUUGUUUAAUUCAUAGAACUCUGUUAAUGCAAAUGUAUAAACUUCUUAGUCCUUAUAAAAUUAUGAAACAAGUUAACACAAUUGCACAGUAAUUAAACUAAUUUAAUAUUGAGAAUGUUUUACUGAAUUAAUCUCUGCUUGAAAUGUAAAUACUGUCUCUUCUUAGCUUUUUUGUUGUUGUUGUUACUGACUGUACUGUGGUGUGCUGCUGGGCCGAAAAUUUUUCUUACCUUUUUUCUCUUGCCAGACUGCUACAAGAAAUCUUUGCUGUGUUCUCUGACCUUCAUGUGGUGUGAGUGCAAGUCUGCGUUGAGCCCACCUCCGUUCUGUUAACCAGAGAGCUAAGAUUCCUGAGUGUUGUGCGUCCACUUUGAGACCGCUUUGUCUUAAGCCCUUGAUUCUGAAGGGUUAGUGGCGUUCGCUUGGCUGCGGUUGUACAGGAGCGAAAUGGCCUAUGAUUGGUGAUAUUAAUAACGUCUUCAAUCUGGUGACACAUUUAAUCAGUGGUGUCUGAAGGCUGAGUGGGGUGGGUCCUCAGGUUUGGUGGUUAGAGGUGCUGGAUGUGGUGACUGUCUACAAAGUGGCCCUCCUCUGCUUGCAGCUGCCCACCCACCCCGGUGACCCCUCACCUGUGACCUCUGCAUUUCCCUUUCCGUCAGCCUGUGGCCCCCUCUGUUCUUACGACCAGCCUGUCCUGUUCCUGCCGUGCGGGGCCUUCCUUUCAGCCCUUCCCCACCACCCCGUCCCGGGUGUGGCCCCUUGUCCUCUCCCUCUGUUGUCAGCCCCAGCCACGAGUUCGGAGGGUACUCCUGAGAGGAGGCCGGGACCGUUUGCUGUGCAGAGACUCCCCCUGCUGUGCCCUCUGGCCACCACCUGUUUCCUCUGCUCCCUUUUCCACGCUCUGAUCUGCAGGUCUGUCCCUCACCCUUGACACAGGGUCCUGGCUUUACUGGCCUCUGAGAGUUGACGUCCAGGCCACCCAGUGGGGUGGUGGUGACCAUCACAGUAAUAAAGCUGUUAUGUUAUUUAUAAAUGUAUUCUGAUAAUUUAAUUAUAUUCUUUGAAUUUUUAAAAAUAUCUGCAAAGUACAUUUUUUGAAACUAAAAAUCAAAAAUUGGAUGUUUCUUUAUUUGAGCUAUUUAAGAUUAUUAGAAAUACCAUUUUUGGAAAACAAUGUAUUUGGCUACAAAGAAAUGUUAGAAUCAUUUGUUUGGGUUAAGAAUUAUUGAAACUAUGACUGCCAGAAACUAGGUAGCUCUUUAUGUGACACAGACUACUGAUUUCUGUUGUGCAGACAGAUUGAGAUGUGUUUUCCAGGAUGUGUCUCCCUGUGUUAAGUCCUUGUGAACGGCUGCUGACUUAGGAUCAAGCAUACACAGUGCUGUGGCGGCUGCAGGUUGGUGUUGGGUGUGAUCAGCUCUUGGUUAUCGUGGGGACGGCCAUGCCUGGGGACCUCCUCUGGCUCCCCUCCCUGACAGCCCCCGAGCCGGUACAGCGGGCUCUGAGCCAGACAGGAUGGAGGAGGGGUCCACGAGGGGCAGUGAGGGGGCUGGUGCCAGUCCCGGGGCUCUGCCUGGUCGCUUUGGGCCACUUGGCCCUGUACCCACCCUCCCUCCCUUCUGAAGUGGCCCUGUAGAGUGUGGUUUCAUGAACUGUUGUGAAUGGUUUUAAUCACAGUCUGAUGCAGAAUGAUGAGUAGACAGCAGCGUUUACAAGUAUAAACCCAAGAACAUUCCGUCUUAAAUUACAUUAAGACACGCAUCUGCAUCAGGCCCACACUCCGGGGUGAAGGGUGGGCUGACUGCAAGAGGUUACGUGAGGUUGUGUGGGCCACGUGAGCGCUGGUGCACCCCAGACCAAGUUAACUUUUGCGGGUGGGUGAAGCCAGACAGGUGGGCUUCUGGGGGCCCGCGAGUCCUGUGUGCCUGGCACACCGCCCUUACCCGCCCCACCUGGGGCAGAGGCCCUGCUGGAGGCUCCAGCGACAGGUCUUCAGGGUGAAGUCCCUUGGAAAGGGGUAACUUGUACUGCAAAAGAAAGCUACGAAGCUUGUGUUUGUUUCGACGACAUCGCAGUGUAAAACCUCACACGUGCAGCCUGUGUGGGGUUAAUGUGUGCUGAGGAACGUGCUAAGCUGGGGAAGGAGAUGACAUGUGAAGUUUGGCCCCACCCCCACCCCCACCGAUCUUUCUCUCCUGAGUGUAGUCACAGUGAAGUCACCUGAGUUCUGACCCCACCCCCACCCCCAGAGUACAUCUGCAGUAGGAGUUUCCAGUCUUGGUAAAUGUCUGUGUGGUGCUUACAGGAGAAUCUUCCUCACCCUUGCCUUCUGGACAGAUGGGGACCUCAGUAAAUGUUCAUCCAAUUGGUUUUUGUCUGUCAGAGUUAAAAUGUGGGUUAAGUUAACAAUAUUUGCUGAUAAUUCCCCUGCUGAGUUCUCAACGACUGGUUUUGAAUACUGAUCUCACCACUGACAGUUGUGAGAUUUUGGUCACUUGGCUUCAUUUGGUUAGUUGUCAUUCACUCAUAAACUUAGUAGAAGUGUAUGAGGUCCCUGCAGGCCACCAGGAGUGCGUUCUCACAGUCCCCCGCCGGGGCUUAGACGAAGGCAGGUGGCGGCGCUCCGGGAGCACCUGCCCUCCUGGGACUAAGUUUCUGAGGCUCUUGAACAGCUACAAGUGUGUGGCGUGUCUGUUACACGGAAGGUCAGCCGCACUUAAGUACUGCUUUGCUCCUCCUCCUGGUGUUUGGUGACCUGUAAUUAUUGAAGAAUUUCACUGUCAUUAACAAAAAAAUCUGUAAGGCUCGGCCAGCCCGCGUAUUCUCUGGAGCAGUCUCCUCUCCCACGGGAAGAGGAGGCUGGAGUCGGCUCUCCAGCUCUGUGAUUUCUGGCUGUUCACCGUGUCCUGAGUGGCACUGAGUGCUUCGUGGCGCUGCUGGUCCCGUGGGGCACGGAAGGGCCGUGUCCCUGGUGUGCGUGGACGCUGUGUCCUUAGGGCUCAGUGCAGGGGGCAGACCCGGUGCGGCUCAGGCCCAGAUGUGAAGCCAGUAGGUGUGGGGCGGGCCCUGGGACUCUGUCUAGCCAGCCCUCAUGCUGCUCCUGGUUGUGGCCACACUUGGAGUGAAGGAGCAGUGUUUGGGGGUGGUGAUGGGAGUGUACCUGUUGUGGAGCACGCUGUUGAGUGGGGGGCUCAGAGCGUGUUUCUGGUGCGUGGGCUCAUCGGCGUCCUGCCCUGUGCAGAGGGGCCCGUGCGAGCCCACACCCUCUUCCCACAUUCUCCCUUCUGCCCCCUCUUCCUGCCCUAUUUUUGAGAUCCACCGUCAGCGUGUGUAUGUGCAUGUUUGCGCAUGUGUGUGUGGAGGGGUCACUCCACCCCAGCUCCCACCGCUAACGUUGCCAUGUCAGGAAGGUUCCUUCCCUCCCCGAUGUCCCCGCGUAAGCUCUGCCCUCCGCUCGGCGGUGCAGACGGCGGGGCGCCCACGUGGUGUGUUUGCAGAACCCCGCUGAUUGGACAGGCCUUCUGAGCACGCCUCACAGGCUCCAGACCUUCACCCGUCAGCCAUGGUUCUCUCUCCUCCUCGCCGCUGUCCCAAACUCGUGCAGAACAAGCGAGGUUUCUUUCAGGUAGGUUUUAUGCCCCAGACGGUCCUCUGGUCUGUUAAAGCCAAGUUCAGAUCUCACCUCCUCGGUUAAUUCACUCUCACACUAACGUCUUCCUCCCCGGUGUCUUCCUGGAGGGACAGCCACGAGACCUGAGCGUGGGCUGCCCCGUCACGCCCGCCGCCCAGGGUUGGGGUGACCGCCACGCCAGGGCCCAGGGUGAGAAGCCACCUGUGGGGCGCACGGUGGGGAGGGCUGAGCCUGUCCCUGCCGCAGCCAGCGAGGGGUUGGGGUUUUCUUCACCUCAGUGUAUUUCUUUUUUAAAAAAAAUUUCUUGGGGGGGAUUAAAUGUUUUUAAAUGACCAAGGCAAGUCAAUAUGUACUAGUACGAAUAGAUACAUGGCAGAUACUUGUACUUUACUGUGUAGUUAAGUGUGACUGUGAGGCUGUCUGCAGUGUUGGCUACUGAACGGUUUGUUUUCAUUCCCUUUUCUCUAGUUUGAACUUCACGUAUGUUUGGGGUUGAGUAGAAAGCCUGUUAAGGCAUCUCAAGCACCACAGACGUUUCUUUCUGAAGUUACAUUGUUAUUUUAUCUGAGACCUUUGUUUGUUUGGGUGAAUAAGACUGUUCUAUAAUUCUGAGACCUUUUUUUUUGGAAAAAAAAUUCCUUAUGUAAUAAUGAUGGCUCUAAAUAAGAGCUUGUCCCUGAACUUCAGGAUGUGUUACUGGACAAGGGAGCAGUGGGCUGCUUGCCCAGAACCAGCUGUGUCAGGGUGAAUCCUGCAGGAGUCAAAGAUGGGCCACUUGUGAGUUGUGUAAAGAAUGUGUUCAUCCUGAGAAUUACGCCUGUUGUUACCAAAUAUGCUUGUUUUCUGAACUGCCUCUAAGAGAAGAGUAAAGGUACAAAUAAAAACCCCAUGAUGACUUCA
Vicugna pacos (alpaca) is the source of this 9615-nucleotide messenger RNA. It is a transcript of the gene UBE2V2, whose product is annotated as ubiquitin conjugating enzyme E2 V2. The record is from RefSeq and is a predicted model, not a curated record. NCBI's taxonomy places the organism in Eukaryota, Metazoa, Chordata, Mammalia, Artiodactyla, Camelidae.